This is a messenger RNA of Salvia miltiorrhiza (redroot sage), 2385 nucleotides long. RefSeq names its product outer envelope protein 64, chloroplastic. The transcript is spliced from 13 exons. The record is from RefSeq and is a predicted model, not a curated record. NCBI's taxonomy places the organism in Eukaryota, Viridiplantae, Streptophyta, Magnoliopsida, Lamiales, Lamiaceae. The coding region runs from base 262 to 2031 and encodes 589 amino acids. Gene Ontology annotation, molecular function: protein binding.
GAAUAUGGUAUUCUGGGGUGAAUAGCUAAAAAGAUAAAAUGGGAGUGAAGAGUUAUUUUCCCUAAAAUUAUAAAAACAUAAAAAUCUUGAUAAACCCCAAUGCAAAAUUCUCACCUCAAAGUCUCAAACACCCCAAAAUUCGCACUCUCGCCUAGGUUUUCUCCUAUAUCCUCGCUCAACUAUCUAAUCUAAUUUAUUUAUUCACAACAUACAAUAGCAAUUGAUCAGCUGAACGGCUGAAUUCUUGAAAAUCCUGCAAAAAUGGCGUCUUCAUCAGCGAAUUUGUGGGUUUUAUUAGGGCUUGGGAUUGCGGGGAUAUUGAUUAUGACGAAGAAGCUGAAGCGGGCGGUGAGGGCUGAUUUCGGAGCGUUUAUAGAGCGGUUGCAGCUGUUGCCGCCGCCGCAGCCCGCCCCUCCCAAAGCUCCUCACCCUCUCACUGGCCUAUCUUUUGCGGUUUCUGAUGUAUUUAACAUUGAAGGAUUUGUUACUGGGUUUGGCAACCCAGACUGGUCCAGCGCUCAUGAACCUGCAACUCGGACAUGUCCUGUGGUUGCAGCCCUUGUUGAUGGAGGUGCUACAUGUGUUGGGAAAACUGUCGUGGAUGACAUGGCGUUAGGUGUAAGUGGGGAAAACAAGCAUUAUGAUACACCAACAAAUCCUGCUGCACCUGCACGAGUACCAGGUGGAGCUUCGAGUGGUGCUGCUGUCGCUGUUGCUGCUAAACUUGUUGAGUUUUCAUUGGGCAUAGAUACUGAUGGUGGUGUGCGGUUACCUGCUGGAAACUGUGCUGUACUUGGCUUUCGACCAUCUCAUGGGACUGUCUCCCUUUCUGGGGUUAUUACUGUUUCAGAAAGUCUUGACACAGUAGGAUGGUUUGCAAAGGAUCCUAGCGUACUUCGUCGUGUUGGUCAUGUGCUGCUGCAGGUCCCAUAUGCUGCACAACGCAAUCCAAGGACUUUUGUCAUUGCUGAUGACUGUUUUCAGUUAACAAAGGUUCCUGCAGACCGGACUCAGGUGGUGAUAAAAUCCAUCGAGAAACUUUAUGGAAGACAAGUUCUGAGGCAUGAAAAGCUAAGUGAUUAUAUAAAAUCGAAGGUUCCAAGCUUAAAAACAUUCAGUGUCAUUCAAGCAAAUGGCGAUGGGAAAUCUUCUCCAUUAAGAAUGCUAGCAAAUGCCAUGCAGAUAAUUAAGAGUUAUGAGUUCAGGCAAAAUCACCACGAAUGGAUCAACUCGGUAAAGCCUACACUAGAUCCUGUUAUCUCAGCACAAUUACGAGAAACAUUGGAUUUAACUGAUGCAGACAUUGAAAAAUGUCGCACAAUCAGGAGUGAAUUGCGUUCUGCUAUAAACGCCCUUUUAAAGGAUGACGGAAUAUUAGUUAUUCCUACUGCCCCUGGUCCUCCUCCAAAACUUGAAGCCAAGGAGAACUUUUCUAAGGAAUAUUUGAUUCAGGCGACUACCCUGUCAAGUUUAGCUAGUAUGUCAGGCUGUUGUCAGGUUGCAGUACCACUGGGAGUCCACGAAAAGUGUCCGUUUUCUUUGUCACUUCUUGCCAGACAUGGGGGUGAUAGGUUUCUGCUAGAUACACUGCAGUCUAUGUAUACAUCUUUACAGGAACAGCUUGAUACAGCUUCAAAGCCUAAAGUAUCUUCUAAAGCUAUGACAAAUGAAGAGUCUGCUGAUGUCGCCAAAGAAAAGGGCAACCAAGCAUUUAAAGAUAAACAAUGGCAGAGGGCUAUUGGAUUUUAUACAGAAGCCAUCAAGCUCAAUAGUACUAAUGCAACUUAUUUUAGUAACAGAGCCGCAGCUUACUUGGAGAUUGGAAGUUACAUCCAAGCUGAAGCAGAUUGUAGCCAAGCGAUUGAUCUCGAUAAGAAGAAUGUGAAGUCCUAUUUGAGGAGAGGAACAGCGCGGGAAAUGUUGGGCUACUAUAAAGAAGCAAUGGAAGAUUUUGGAUACGCCCUCGUUCUUGAGCCAAACAACAAAAGAGCGUCUCAAUCUCUGGACAGGCUGAGGAAGUUAUUUCAGUAGUAGAUGAAGCAUCCGGAUAUACCUCAAUUCCCCAUAGAUGUUUUGUGAAAACGGCACGCAUCACUCAGUAGUUCGUUUCAUCUAAGCAACUUCCAGUUACCAAUUUACUACGAAAAACCAAAGUCUUUGAUGGUAGCCGCCUUUUUGUCGUGCAAGCGAGAGGAGAGGACCGGAUGAGAGAUACUCGGACACAGUCCACACUCUUUAGCUGUAGUAUACGCCAUUUAUUUGUUUAUUGAUCUGAGAUAUAUGGGCUGUGUUCAGGCUAUAAUCCAAACCAUGUUAUAUUAUUUUUCUGUUGGUUGAAAUUUUGCUGUGCCAGCCAACAAUAAAAGCUUGGAUUCUUUUAUAGCA